GCUUCUAAACACACGGUUUUUGCGCUGGCACAAGGCCGGCGGGGAAUUCACCCGUACGCCUAGCGUUUUGGGCAUGUCACGCGAUCCUAGCCCGGCAGGCUUGCGCACUUGUGCCGCUAUUCCAUUCCCCUCCCUCGUCGUGCGCGGUGCGCUUCUUCUCCCCCGCCGAUCCCCAGGGCAGGGCCUCGCCGUCGCGUUCCCAGAGGACAGAGAGAGCCGAGCGCAUGCAUCAACAGUCGCGCGCUCGUGCUGCGCCACGGCUGGUGGACCCACCGCCCACUACCGGGCCCACCCGCCUCCACCUCCAUUAACUACCUUGAAGACGCCAAAGCUGCCCGUCGCCAGUUCAGCACCACCUUGCAGUUACAGUUAUCACACUCCCAGCACCGCUGCUUCCGCCUCUCUUCUCCUCCUCCUCCCUCCCUGCUCAGCUCAAUGCCAGGGCAGCAAGAAUCGCAGCGCAUGUGACCCUUGUUCAGAGAAGAGCUGGUCGAUGCUGCUGAGGCUGUGAACUCUGGAGGAUGGGAGGAGCAUGGGAGGAAGCGGCGGAGCUGGAUGAGCAAGGGAGGCUCGCGGCGGCCCUGGACGCCAUCAGUUCGCUGGUCUCUGCUUCCUUGGACACUUCGUUGUUCCCGCUCAAGUGGCAACUCAUCAGGGACAGGCUCAACCGGCUCCACGCCGGCCUCGCCGACAUCACCGUUUCCGAGGACGAAAACGGCGAGGACAGGUGCGACGCGUUCGCCGACCUCCUCCGGGAUGUCGCGGAGACCGCCAGGGAGGCGCAGGAGCUGGUGCCGCGGAGCCAGGGGAGACACUACGGCGGCGGCAAGCUGCGGCUGCGCAGCGACCUCGACGUCCUCGCCUCCGCGCUCGACUCGCACGUGGCGCGGCUAGACGAGGUGUACGCGUCGGGAGAGCUGAUGCGGGCGCGGGCGCUGGUGGUGCCGCGGCCAGCGGCCGGCGCCAGCCGCGACGACAUGCGGUUCUACGUGCGCGACGUCUUCGCCAGGCUCAGGGUGGGCAGCACCAAGAUGCGGAGGGAGGCCGCGGCCGCGCUAAGCGAGGUGCUGCGUGACGACGAGAAGUGCGUCCGGAUCGUCGCGUCCGACGUCGCCGACGGCGUCGGGGUCCUCAUCGCGCUGCUCGAGUGCCCCGACGCGUGCGUCCAGAAAGAGGCCCUGGAGGCGGUCUCGGUGAUCGCCGGGUUCGACGCGCACAGAGGCGGCCUGGUCGUCGGCGGCGUCAUCGCGCCCGUGGUCCGGAUACUCGACACGGGCGCCGGCCCGGCGACCAAGGAGCGGGCUGCUCGGGUGCUCUGCAAGCUCACCGAGAACUCGGACAACGCGUGGGCGGUCGCCGCGCACGGCGGCGUCAAGGCAUUGCUCAACGUCUGCACGGACCACCGGGCGAGCGGCGGCGAGCUCGUCUGCACGGCUUGCCGGGUGCUGAGGAGCCUCGCGGGCGUCGACGAGAUCAGGAAGUACAUGGUGGCCGACGCCGGGGCCGUGCCGGUGCUCGUGUCGCUCUCGCAGAGCGCCACGGACGACGCGGCGCAAAUCCAAGCGAUAGAGCUCCUCGCCGCCAUUGCCACGGGCGAUAGCUCCGUCCAGGAGGCCGUGAUCCAAGGAGGCGCUGUCGAGUCUCUCGUCCGCGCGCUCGACCCGUGCUCCCCGCGCUCCUCAAAGGCGCGCGAGGUCGCCCUCCGCGCCAUCGACGCGCUCUGCUUCUCGUGCCCAGGCUCCACAGACCGGCUCGUUACCGCCGGGUUCCUCGACCGCGUCCUCUUCCUCCUCCGCAACGGCGACAGCACGCUGCAGCACUGCGCCCUCAAGGCGGCGCACCGCCUGUGCCACGUGUCAGAGGAGACCAAUAAGGCGAUGGGCGACGCCGGGUUCAUGCCGGAGCUCGUGAGCGUCCUUCAGGCCAAGUCCCCCGAGGCGCGGGAGAUGGCCGCGGAGGCGCUCUGCGCCAUGGUAUCCGUGCACCGCAACCGGAAGCGCUUCGUCCAGGAGGACCGCGACGUGGCGCAGGUGCUGCAGUUGCUGAGCUCCGAUGAGGAGAAGCCCUCACCAGGGGCGAAGCGGUUCUUGCUGUCGACGCUGAUGCACCUAGCAGACAGCAGCUCCGGCCGAAGAAAGAUACUGUCCUCGGAGCAUAUCAGGAAUCUUACGAAGCUUGCAGAGACCAAUGUCCCGGAAGCCAAACGGAUCGUGAAGAAGCUUAGCCGGAGCAAGCUCAGGAGCAUUUUCCAUGGCAUCUGGAGCCUGUAAUCCUUGGAGACGAGCACUAGCUGUUACUACUUACUAUACUGCACCUCUAGCUAACACAUGGUAUGUUCCUUUCAUGUUUUGUUACUGUGAAGGAAUGAAAGAAUGGGUCACUCCAAUGUAUUGUUGUAGCAAUACUCAGUGAUUUGUCACUCCUGAGACUGAGAGAACUCAUCCCCAGCUCCACCAUGUGUAUAUUACUCAUUUCUGUCAAAUAAAAGUUCAAGUACAUUCAAGAA
Messenger RNA from Phragmites australis (common reed), 2506 nucleotides. RefSeq names its product vacuolar protein 8-like. Gene Ontology annotation, molecular function: protein binding. The record is from RefSeq and is a predicted model, not a curated record. The coding region runs from base 522 to 2270 and encodes 582 amino acids. NCBI's taxonomy places the organism in Eukaryota, Viridiplantae, Streptophyta, Magnoliopsida, Poales, Poaceae. The transcript has 2 exons.